CCGUCUCCAUGGGAACCGCCGGCGGCGUCCCUCCCCCAUUCUCAAAGACGCCGUUGAGCCGAAGGAGCCGCCGCCGCCGCCCGCGGCCUCUUCUUUUCCAUCCUCCUCCAUGGCGCGGCGUCGUGUCACGGCUAGCGCGGCGCUGAGCCGGCGGCAGGAGCAAGCGCUGGGCUGCUCGCUGCGCCUGGUGCGGGAGCUGGGGCCCACCGCCUUCGUCCUGCGGGAGGAAGGGCCUCCUCCUGCUGCUCGGGCGGCGGAGCACCGGGUUUUCCUUGGGAAUCCUCACAAAUGCAGCUGUGCAGUAUUUGUGAACGAGAAAGACCUCUGUAAACAUAUCUGCUGGUUAUUGCUGAAAAAAUUCAAACUUCCAAGAGACCAUGAAUAUGCUUUGCAGUUGGGUCUUGUGGAAAGUGAAAUAAAUUACAUGCUUCAGGGCCUGCAAGUCACUUCCCAACCAAGAGAAACCAUUAAUUCUGCUAAGGAGUUGCAGAUAGCUGAUGAUGGGUACAUUGCACAAAAAGAAAUUGAUACCGAGGAUGUAUGCCCUAUUUGUCAGGACACACUUCUCAAGAAAAUGCUUCCUGUCACAUAUUGCAGGUUUGGUUGUGGAAACAACAUUCACAUAGUAUGUAUGAAAAUCUGGACUGAUCAUCAGAAAGAGUUAGAGAAAGACUCUUUGGUGAAGUGCCCUCUGUGCAGGGAAGACUUUGCGCCUCUGAAGCUCAUCUUGGAAGAAUUCAGAAACUGCAAAAGACUUGUGACUGUAGCUGAGAAGCAGCAUCUUGACAAACAUCUUGGAAUCCCUUGUAACAACUGCAGAGUGUGCCCCAUUGAGGGGAAUUGCUACAAGUGCACUGACUGUAGUGAAUACCACCUGUGCCAUGGAUGUUUUAGAAGCUUUUGUCAUCCUUCACAUAAUUUUGCUUUCAGAGAGAAACGGAAUCAGAAAUGGAGGUCAGUUGAACCAGCGGUAAAACCGUCAACUUCAGAACAGCUGCACAGGGUUGAUGCAGAGCAGAAUUCGAAUGAGAAAGAGAAGGUUAGUUGUGUACCAGUACAGAUAAUGAACUCAUUACCUACUAUGCUGGUUAGGAAAUGCAGCAGUUUACUUGAUCCAGGUUUGCAAUGCAGACUCUGCUUGAAGAGUUUCUGCAUUGGCCAGGUCACAAGAUUCUUGCCAUGUGAACACAAGUUCCACAGGAAUUGCAUUGACCACUGGUUGCACAAGGAAAAUGCAUGCCCUAUUGAUGGACAAAUGGUGUAUAAUCCAUUAACCUGGGAGAUGGUACCAAGAAAAGACAAAGCAAAUUUGUUAGCACCUAAAGCAAAGAACAGUCCUACAAAGCAGACUGAGCAGCAGCUUUUUAUACCGGGGACAGGAUUGCUUGCCAAGCAAAUGAAGCCUGGCCAUAUUGCUGAAAAGACACAAACUAGCCCUCAAGGAUACCAUAACAAGAACGUUCCCUCAGAGUGUGAGCAGAAUUUAACACUGAAUGGCAUCAGUUACACUUCUGCUGGAGACUCUGUCCCUAAUCUGUACAGCACUCAGAAGGCUAGAAGUUUGAAGUUUUCUAGGUAUGUUAAAGGUUUGGUCCUUAUUCCAAAACCAGAUGCUAAUGUGUUUAUGCAGAAAUCAGUUGGCACUGGCUUGAGAGGUUUAUCUGUAUAUGGAAAUACAGGCUAAAAUAUAUCAUACAUUUGCUUGGGGUCAGGAUGCAAGCUUUGGUUCAGCAGGUCCAGACAAAUGAUGGAUGCUUUUCAACAUUUAAAAGUCUCAACUAGCAGAACCUUUUAAUCUUAGUGUAUCAACUGUAAUUAUUUUGGUGACAUGAUGACAUUUAUUUCCAUUAAUAUAUAAAUUUGUAAGGGUAAAAAAACCUGAUUAUAAUUUAUGAUCAUUGAGACUGUUAAACUGUUGUCCUGGUUCUAAUUAUGCCGUUUAUAACUCCUAAACUAGGUACAGGAAUGAUUGCUGCUUACGUAUAUAGGUCUGCAGCCUGACUCAGCAACUAACAUAGUUUAUGUCUACUCCUUUUUUUUCUUUUCAAUUUUGAAAUUCCACACAGAAGCUGUUCAGAAAUGAAUAACAGAGCUGGCUGAAUCCUCCUCUCCAAAAGCAGUAUUUGUAAAAAUAAAAAAAAAA
Molecule: messenger RNA, 2143 nt
Organism: Pogona vitticeps (central bearded dragon)
Lineage: Eukaryota; Metazoa; Chordata; Lepidosauria; Squamata; Agamidae
Gene: ZSWIM2
Product: zinc finger SWIM-type containing 2
Molecular function (GO): zinc ion binding; ubiquitin protein ligase activity
Source: RefSeq, a predicted model, not a curated record